UGUGGUAAAGCCUUUCCUUCAUCCAGUAAACUUCGUAAGCAUGAAAGAAUUCACACUGGGGAAAAGUGCUAUGAAUGUAAAGAAUGUGGUAAAUUCUGCACAUGUUACUCUGAACUUCAAAUACAUGAACGAACUCACACAGGAGAAAAGCCGUAUGAAUGUAAGCAGUGUGGCAAGGCUUAUGCUCGGAUUUCUCACCUUCACUCACAUGAAAAAACUCAUACUGGAGAGAAGCCCUAUGAAUGUAAACAGUGUGGGAAAGCCUUCGCUACAUCUGGUAACCUUCAAAUACAUGGAAGAACUCAUACUGGAGAGAAGCCUUAUGAAUGUAAACAAUGUGGGAAAGCCUUUAUUUCUUCCACUGCCCUUCAAAUACAUGAACAAAUUCAUACAGGAGAGAAGCCCUAUGAAUGUAAGCAGUGUGGGAAAGCCUUCAUUCGAUCCUCUGCCCUUCGCUCACAUGAAAGAACUCAUACUGGAGAGAAGCCCUAUGAAUGUCAACAAUGUGGUAAAGCCUUCACUCGGUUAUCUUAUCUUCAUGCACAUGAACGAACUCAUACUGGAGAAAAGCCCUAUGAAUGUAAGCAGUGUGGCAAAACCUUCACUCAUUUCUCUACCUUUUACUCACAUGAAAGAGCUCAUAAUGGAGAGAAGCCCUAUGAAUGUGAGCAGUGUGGCAAAGCCUUCAUUCAUUCCUCUAGCCUUCAUUCACAUGAACGAACUCAUACGAAGCCCUAUGAAUGUCAACAAUGUGGUAAAGCCUUCACUCGGUUACCUUACCUUCACUCACAUGAACGAAUUCAUACUGGAGAGAAGCCCUAUGAAUGUAAGCAAUGUGGCAGAGCCUUCAGACAUUCCUCUAGCUUUCGCUUACACGAAAGAGCUCAUGGAGAGAAGGCUUAUGAAUGUAAGCGGUGUGGCAAAGGCUUCAUUUAUUCCUCUAGCCUUCACUCACAUGAAAGGAUUCAUAAUGGAGAGAAGCCCUAUGAAUGUAAGCAGUGUGGCAAAGCCUUCAAUUAUUCCUCUAGCCUUCGCUCACAUGAACGAAUUCAUACUGGAGAGAGGCCCUAUGAAUGUCAACAGUGUGGUAAAGCCUUUACUCGGUCAUCUUACCUUCACUCACAUGAACGAACUCAUGCUGGAGAGAAGCCCUAUGUGAAACAAUGUGGUAAAGUCUUCACUUGUUCCUCUGAACUUCAGGUUCAUGAACAAACGCAUAUUGCAGAGAAGCCCUAUGAAUGUAAGCAGUGUGGCAAAGCCUUCAAUUAUUCCUCUAGCCUUCACUCACAUGAACGAACUCAUAUUGGAGAGAAACCCUAUGAAUGUCAACAAUGUGGCAAAGCCUUCACUCAUUCCUCUACUCUUUGCUCACAUGAACAAACUCAUAAUGGAGAGAAGCCCUGUAAAUGCAAAGAAUGUGGAAAAGCCUUCACUGUAUUAGCUACCUUUGAAAAUAUAAAACAAAUUCAUACUAGGGAGAAGCCCUAUGAAUGUAAGCAGUGUGGCAAAGCCUUCAAUCAGUCCUCUAGUCUUCACUCACAUGAAAGAACUCAUACUGGGGAGAAGCCCUAUGAAUGCAAAAAAUGUGGAAAAGCCUUCACUGCCUUCUCUUACCUUCAAACACAUAAUCAAACUAAUACUGAGUAGAAACCUUGUGGAUGUACAAAAUGUUUUAAAGCCUUCACUAGUUUGUUUAACCUUUGAAUACACACAUAAAUUCA
Molecule: messenger RNA, 1721 nt
Organism: Marmota flaviventris (yellow-bellied marmot)
Lineage: Eukaryota; Metazoa; Chordata; Mammalia; Rodentia; Sciuridae
Source: RefSeq, a predicted model, not a curated record